This is a messenger RNA of Sus scrofa (pig), 6272 nucleotides long. It is a transcript of the gene ARL14EP, whose product is annotated as ADP ribosylation factor like GTPase 14 effector protein. The record is from RefSeq and is a predicted model, not a curated record. NCBI's taxonomy places the organism in Eukaryota, Metazoa, Chordata, Mammalia, Artiodactyla, Suidae. Gene Ontology annotation, cellular component: intracellular membrane-bounded organelle.
CUCCCGGGCUUCUCUUUAUGGUAGCGCUGGGCCUCUCUAGCCCCGCUCGCCGUCCUCUCGAUGGUAGCGCCGGGACAAACUGAAAAGCCGGCGGCCAAGGCAGCUCUGAACCCCAGUGGAGGAGAGUUCACGCUAGAGGUGUCAGCAUAUGACCUGCUAGAGAGAGAUCUCUAGUCAAAAUCAAAAAGAGGAAAUUUGCUAAAAUCAAGAAUGAUGGAUCCAUGUUCAGUUGGAGUCCAGCUUCGUACAACAAAUGAGUGUCAUAAAACCUACUAUACACGUCACACAGGUUUCAAGACUUUGCAAGAAUUGUCGUCAAAUGACAUGCUUUUACUUCAGCUUAGAACUGGAAUGACACUUUCUGGGAACAAUACAAUUUGUUUCCAUCAUGCAAAAAUUUACAUAGACAGAUUUGAGGAUUUGCAGAAGUCAUGUUGUGACCCAUUUAACAUACACAAGAAACUAGCCAAAAAAAAUUUACAUGUAAUUGACUUAGAUGAUGCCACUUUUCUGAGUGCAAAAUUUGGAAGACAGCUUGUACCUGGUUGGAAACUUUGUCCAAAAUGUACACAGAUAAUCAAUGGAAGUGUGGAUGUUGAUUCUGAAGACCGGCAGAGAAGAAAACCUGAUUCAGAUGGAAGAACUGCUAAGGCUUUGAGGUCAUUACAAUUUGCAAACCCGGGAAAACAAACUGAAUUUGCUCCAGAAACUGGUAAAAGAGAAAAAAGAAGGCUUACAAAAAAUGCAACUGCUGGUUCAGACAGACAAGUGAUCCCAGCGAAGAGUAAGGUCUAUGAUAGCCAGGGUCUCCUCAUUUUCAGUGGAAUGGACCUCUGCGACUGCCUCGAUGAAGACUGCUUAGGAUGUUUCUAUGCUUGUCCUGCCUGUGGUUCUACCAAAUGUGGAGCCGAAUGCCGCUGUGACCGCAAGUGGCUGUAUGAGCAGAUUGAAAUCGAAGGAGGAGAAAUAAUUCAUAACAAACAUGCUGGAUAACUUGUGGUAUCAAAUUAGGGGAUCUUUAAAGGUCCCUUCUCUAUAUCUAGAAUUUUGUUAUUCUAAGACACAUUUUAAAGUUGAUUGCCAAAUGACGAAAAUUUGAAAACCAUCUCAACAUGCACUCCAUGUGCACUAAUGUUGCUUGUAGAGUGCUUUAAGAGUCAUUAUUUGGUAUAAAUUUAGAUGGGCUAUUUAUUACUCAGUCAGCUUUAAGCCUGUCCAUGUCCACAUAAACAAGUAGUGUAUAGGCAGUCCUUGAUUUGCACAGUUCCCAUGUCCACAGAUUUCAGUGACAAUGACUUAGUUAGAUAAACUAGUUCCCUAACAGCACAGUUCAAAUUUCAGUUACCAUGGUAUAUUAUUAAUUCAGUAGUUACAUGAAGUGCAGACUUCCUGCUAGUUCUUAAGUCCACAUAUCACUUUGUGAGUAACAGGUGUGUUUCAAGAUCAGUGACCAGUCAUGUUACUUUUCUCAAAUUCUGCUAGAUUGGUCACUGCCCAUCUGUUACAGUUUAUUUACAGACAGCAAAGCACAUAGUUGUGUUGUCUCCUUGUCACCCAUGUGACAUUUUACAAAGUGGAUAAUGAGAAGAAUUGGCCAACAAAGAUGAAAGUGCAGUGAAGAAAUGAAAAUGAUAAUGCCAGCAGUGAGACUUCAUUUAAACUUAGAUGGAGUCUAGAAGAAAUCACUGAUCAUUGGACUGUUGGCACUGCUGUAUUCUAAAGCCUCUGACAUGCAGCUAGAGGAACUUAGUGAAGGCAGACUUACCAUCAUAAAUGAGGAAGGGUGUGAUGAAAAGGAUGAACAUAUGCUAGAGGAAGUGAUGGUAACAAGCAUCACAUUAAAGGAAAUUACAGAGGUAUUUCACUACAUCGAAAGCACACAUGAUAAAUUGGCGAAAGCUAAUCUAAACUUGCAGGAGUAUGACAAUUUGCAAUGAUAUAGAAAAGAUGCUUACCUGAUAUGUUACUUGACAGAAAGGCAAAACUGUUCACACUGUUUCUUGAUUAAUUUUUUGCAAUGAAAUAACUCUUUAAUUCUCAGUGUUUCUAAUGUAUUAAAUUACAGUGUAGUAAGUAAAUAGUUUUUUACAACUUUUUCAUUUUCUUUUGCAUUAAAAACUGACAGUUUUUAAUAUUUUGUUAGAUUUUUCAAGGUCAAAGUACAAUAAUUUUCCCUAUUAAUUAUUAAGAUUGCAUUGAAUGGACACUUUUAAUGGUCCUUCACUACAGACCAUGCAAGGCAAGGACUGCCUAUAGAUGAAAACAUUGCCUACUUCAGGAAAAAUUAAUUUUGGUACAGCUAAGUAGUUGAAUUAUUUUGGAAAUAAUCUACAUAACUAGUACUAGCAUAUAUCUUUUCUUCUCCCCACUUACUCUUUUUUUUUUUUUUUUUUUUUUUUUUUUUUUUUUUUUGUCCCCCUGGCUGCCUCCGUGGCAUGUGGAAGUUCCCAGGCCAGGGAUCAAACUCCUGCCACAACAAUGACCUGAGCCACAGCAGUGACAAUGCCAGAUCCUUGACUGUUAGGCUACCAGAGAGCUCCCUCUUCCCACUUAUUCGUUUUUUUUUUAAUUUUUUUAAAAGAAAAGUUUUAAUGCUUUAAACCUGUCAUUGCUUAGACUAUGCAUUCUUGGUGAAAAUUUGUUGUUGGUGUCAAAAGUCUUAUUCUUUCUGUGUAUAAAGCAUGGAUAUACAUGUAGUAUAUAAACAUAUAUAUUAUGUCUGUAGUAUUUAAAUUUGAUAGUGUGUUGACUAGAUUAAAAGGGCUAAAAACAACUCCUUAAUGGAGUAGUAAUGAAAAGGGGUGGAGAAACACUGGUUGAGACAGAGUGUAAGUUAUUUGGAAAUUGAUCAACUCUUGAUGUUGGAAUUUAUAUGAGUAGGUACCCUUUGGAGGAUGGAGGUAGGUAAUAGCUUCUCUCUGCUCUUUAUUUUUUAAAAACGGCUACCUGUCUGUCUAUCUAAAAUUUUUUUUCUUAGUCAUCUAGGUUGUGUUUCCUAAACUAUGUUUUUGUUUUGUUUUCCCUAAAUAUAGUACCUUAGUUUAAUCAAACAAACUGUUAGCAAUUUGAAAUACUUUUUAGCUGUUGAAAGUAAAUUUAUAUAGCCAUUUUGUAUAAAUUGACCAAUAGAAGUUUACUUUUACUCCUGGAUACUUUUGGUAUCUAUUUAAAAUGACUGGUUUUCGUUUGAUAGAAUACCGUUUUCAACCAUGCAAUUAAAUGUCAUAUUUAAGUUAUUGUUCACUGACCUCGUUAUCAGAAAUACAGCUUAUCAACUCUUUGAUUCAUACGUUUCAACAGGACACUGGCGAAAAGAAUAUGUAGGCCUUAUAUACUUAAGUCAGCUGCUAGAUUCUUUUUUUCCUACAUUAAGGAAAUGCUUGGUACAGAGGAGGCAAACACAGAUGCCCAAUUUUAUCUGAACUUUUAGGUUAUUAGACUUUCUUAGUUGUGUUAUUGAGUUGCUUCCAAGUAUGACUUAGUAUAUCAUUUAAGCUCUUCAUAAGGAUAAAUUAAAAUCUUAGUUUUUUUGUUUAAAACAGGAACAUAUUUUCAGCAAAAUAAAUGACUUUAAAAUUCAAAUUGUUAUAUUUUAACAUUUCUUAGUAGAAGAUUUCUGUCAUUUUUUAAGGACAGUAAGUUUUUCAAGGGAAACUUUCUUAAACAAUUUUGCAGGUAUUUGUUCAUUAUGCCUAUUUAGGAGACAAACUUACUUAGUAAGCAUGCAAAAUGUUCAUAGAGAAAAGUAUAUCUUUUUUUUUUUUUUUUUUUUUUUUUAGGGGCCAUACCUGUGGCAUAUGGAAGUUUCCAGGCUAGGGGUUAAAUUAGAGCUAUAGCUGCUGGCCUACGCCAUAGCCACAGCAACACAGGAUCCUUAGCCCACUGAAAAAGGCCAGGGAUCGAACCCCCAUCCUCAUGGAUACUAGUCGGAUUCCUUACUGCUGAGCCAUGGAAAAUCCAAGUAUAUCUGAUUUAGAGUAGGCUAUAAUAAAAGCUGUGUUUUAGAAAAAUUAACAUCACAAGUCCAUUUACUGUUUUAAUAUAAAAUUAUAGAAAUAUAGACUCCAAUGAAAUUCCUUCUUGUAUUUUUCAUAAGUACGAUUCAAGGUGACUAAAUUAUUUUAGAAUGCUGUUAAUCUAAAAAGCAAAAAUAAAAGUUGUAUGAAUAUAUAGCUUUGACUGGGUCCAAUGGAAAAGUUAACGUUAAGACCACAGACGUUGGUGUUACACAGCGUUGGUCACAAAGAUUAGAGUAAAAAUGCAUGUAUAUAUUUGAAUAAAAUUAAUGGCAUCCCUGUGAUAUUUUUCCCAUUUGUUCUUUACAAGUAUAAGAAAAUAGCUGCUGGAGUUCCCGUCGUGGCGCCGUGGUUAACGAAUCCAACUAGGAACCAUGAGGUUGCGGGUUCGGUCCCUGCCCUUGCUCAGUGGGUUAACGAUCCGGCGUUGCCGUGAGCUGUGGUGUAGGUUGCAGACGCGGCUCGUAUCCCGCGUUGCUGUGGCUCUGGCGUAGGCCGGUGGCUACAGCUCCGAUUGGACCCCUAGCCUGGGAACCAACAUAUGCCGCGGGAGCGGCCCAAGAAAUAGCAGCAACAACAACAACAACAACAAAAAAAGACAAAAAGACAAAAAAAAAAAAAAGAAAAUAGCUGCUUACCUUUGGAAUAUUAUAUAUGAGAUUCUUCUCUUUUUUUAAACAUUAUGUCUAAUCCCACAUAAUAAGCUGUUCCACAGCCUGGCAGUCUGUUCUAAAACUGCUUUCCUGGCAUGGACUCAACUAAGUAAUUUUUAACAGAUGUUUUUUAAAACAUGCAUACAUAUGUAGAGUGAUUUAUUAAUCUAGAGAAUAUAACUUAUAGUACAGUCUAGUAUGGUUCUUAACUUUAUGGAGGUCAGAGACCCCUGUGAGAAGCUGAUGAAAACUAUGAACUGUCUGCCCAGAAAAAUUCAUCUGAGUACUCACAUAUUCCAUGUUCAGAACUCAUGCUCUGAAUAAUAGGAGUUUUCUAUAAACCAUUGAUGUUUUUUAAAGUGAGGAUGGCUGUCUAUGAUGUGUAGCGUGUUGGAGUUCCCAUAGCGGCUCAGGUAAUGAACUGGACUAGGAUCCACGAGGACGCUGGUUCGAUCCCUGACCUCACCCAGAGUGGGUUAAGGAUUUGGCAUUGCUGUGAGCUGUGGUGUAGGCUGGCAGCUGCUGCUCCAAUUUGACCCCUCACCUGGAAACUUUCAUACGCCACGGGUACAGCCCUAAAAACACACAAAAAACAAAGUGUGGUAUGGUUUGUUAUGAAGUGUUGUAGAUGGAUUUUAUUAAACAAAAUCAGAGUGGUUUAGUUUCUUGAGAGAGCUGUUGCUACCCUGAAAAAGCUAGAUCCCAUUGUGGCUAUCAUCCCUACCCGUCCUACCUCCAAAAAGGUAAUUACAGGUCGAGUAGCUAGAAAACUGAGGUGUCUUACACGGACUGAGCUUUCAUAAUUAGAGAUUUUCUCAAGUUAUGAUAGGUUAUGCUACUAGAAAUAGCUUAGCAUCCUUGUACAAAUUCAUAUGGCACUGCCUUAGUGUUUGCUGACAUCUGCUGGUAUUUUCAUGAAAAUAAACUCUGCUGCUACUAUAUGGUUAUAAUCUCUUCACUUGUAAAUUAAACUUUGAACACAUAAUUAUAUUGAAGUAGGAUAUUUUAAAAAAUUCUUAAAGUAGAAUGGCUUCUCUUUUUAGCAUUCUUAGGUCUUGCACCAAAUUUUUAAAAAGUAUGAAUAUAUAAACAUAUGCAUGGACACUUCUGGGUUUCUUUUUUAUAAAAUUAAAAAAACUUGGAAAAAUAAUGCUUUUAUCUAUUUUUUAAAAAUCAUCAAACCCUUCAUUGACGUGUAAAAUUAAAAACCAUCAAACACUUCAUUUAAUAGGUAUAAUUGACUUCUAUAGAGUAUAUACCUCAAUUUGGAGGUUAUCUGUAACAGCAUAAUUAUGAGGAGUGACCAUUCUUACCAAGAUAAUUUAACUUCUAGAGGAUUUAUCAGAUAAAACAGAUUAUUAACUCAGGUUAGUAAUAAUCCAUCUUUAAAUACAACUGAAAGUAUUUAAUUCCAGCCCUGUAAACUGGGACAACUAAAAUUUAUUAAUUUUUUUCCUUGAAAUGAUGAAGAAAUUUGUGAAACAAUGAUUAGGAACAUCAGUUUUCUCACUUCCUAUCACUGUAAGUAAACAAGUGUUUUAUUGAAGUUGCUGUAAUCUUCCUUGACUAUGGUUUUAAAUAAAUGGACUUAUUAAAAAUAAAA